Molecule: messenger RNA, 1158 nt
Organism: Emericellopsis atlantica
Lineage: Eukaryota; Fungi; Ascomycota; Sordariomycetes; Hypocreales; Bionectriaceae
Exons: 1
Coding region: 1-1158 (385 amino acids)
Source: RefSeq, a predicted model, not a curated record
AUGGCACAGACCCGACACGCGAAGCCCCCUCGACCACCGAGUCGCAGCCGGUUCCUCGAGGGCUCCAUGAACGACCGCACCUCCACAGCGCCCCCUUUGCAGUACAUUGGCGCAUCACACCUUGAAAUCGACGAGUGCACCAAGCCUGUGCUCACGACGACCAUUCACAGCAUCGACCAGGCCCAAGCACAACAGCACGAGCAGCAGCAGCAGCCACCGGCACCAGGCACCGCGACAAAGCGCGGGAGCAAACAACUCCUGGGACAAGUAUGGGAAGGCGUCCGCGACAAAUUCCGUAGCAAGAGAGACAAGGAACAGCCUGCGCUGGCCGCAGCACCCGUCUCUCGAGCCGACAAGAGGGACCCAUCGCCCAACGACGACCGGCCAUCCAAGGAGGAAAUCUACGCAAACUACCAAAAUCUCAUGGCAUCCGGCUUCUUCACCUCCCACGCCAUCCAGUCCACGCGUCAGCCAGCGCCAGGCACCAACACAAACCCCGUCUGGCCUCUCCCGCAGCGCCCAACGACACCAUCCACCACACAGCACCAUCACCAUCUCCGCGCGCCCCCUACCGCGUCGCCCGUCCACUCACCAGCCAGCGCCUCGUCACGCGGCACCAAGCGCGCCGCCACGCUCGACGACGACGAGCUCCUCCCGCUCUCCAACAAGAAACUCCGCAAGGCAGGCUCCUCGCGGGACAUUGCGAUGCCGAAACUUCGCUCGUCGACACGUCUCGCCCAGGCACGCUCCUUUAGCAACGCGCGCACCGCGGCCAUGGAACUGCAACAACAGCAGCAGCAGGAGCAGGAGCGGCAAGUCCGUGAACCGAACAAGCUCACGAAGCGUGUCUUGAAGGGGAGCAGCAACAACCCCCCCGUCCCCGUCCCCGUGCCGGAGCGCGGUGCCUCGAGGCGUAAUUUUAGUGAUAUCCUCGCCCGUAUCGCCCCCCAGCAGCAACAGGACGACGCAACGACGGCGCCUGUGCGCGUGCUGCGUCCUAGAAGGAGCGCGGCGGACCAUGGCCGCAGGGCGUUGCGGGUCAAGCCUAGCAUCAACGAGGGCAUACCGGGCGUCCCUGACAUACCGCCCAAGUUCACGUAUGGGGAGGAUAGGGAGAAUGAUGGGCCGUGGAGGGCUCUUAGAAGGGCUGCUCACUGA